UGACACGAUGUCAAAAUUCCAAAUUUCUUCUUAUCUCAACUAAGCCCGCGCCCGAAAUAGCACCGAGUUCACGUAAAAUAAAGCAAGGGUCAAUGGUAUGAGGUCAUCUGGGUAUGUCAUCUCCACUACAAGAGCCAGACCUUAAUACCUCGCCGACACCUGACCCAGGGACCACCGACAAUAAUGACCCCUCUGCUGUCUGUACAGACUCAGACAGUGACACCGACGGACCCGAGCCAGACGCACCCCGGCCCACUCUCGUGCUGAAGAUGUUAAGUUUACUCAAAGAACUGAGCAUCAUGGCUUUGGUAGCUCUGGCGUACGCAGCCCUAACCAACGAGAGGCCCCCGAAAGUGAGCAAGAGUCCCGCCGCCUAUCCGUUCUUUCCGAGGGACUCGCACGUCACUGACUGGUACAAGGGGCAGAUCACGGCGGCGAUAGAGGAAGCUCGGGCUUCGGAUUUGGCGUUCGUGAUGUUUUACGCCCCGUGGGACGCGGAGAGCCAGAAUGCGCGGAGGGAGCUGGAGCUGGCGGCCAAGUAUUUGCAUGAGAAGGUGGCUUUUGCGGCGGUUAAUUGCUGGCAGCCGGGCAGCGAAUGCAAGAGACAGUAUAGUAAGGUGUACAAGUGGCCUGUGUUGAUUGCGUAUCCUACGCACGGGAGGGGGAUCCAGUAUAAUGGGCCUCUGGAGGCUUUUCAUAUGAUUAGGUUUUUGUUGAAUAUGUGUCAGCCUUUGGUGAGGCCGGAUAAGCUGGAUGAUCUCAUGGGCAAACAUAAUAUCGUCGUAUCAGCUAACAUAAACGUCCUACCCGGAAGUUACGACUAUGCUGUUUUCUAUGCGACUGCUUUAAGGUUCCUAGAACGAGAUCCCUUUAGGGACACAGUUUUUGCAGUUUUUCCGCAAAAGUACGACGACGAGGGUUCCAUAUUUUUACAUAACUGGAAUGGUACGAUUAAAUAUGACGGAGAAUGGAGUCCUGACUCGAUAGCUCAAUGGAUCGUGAUGAACUCCCACCAUUUAACGGGUUGGGUCACCCCAACAGGCAUGAAAAGCGUAACUCUUGCCACUUUCAUGCAGCCAGGACCUACUCUGAUUUUGUUUACUCCUAAAAACCCUCUCGUGAGAGAAAAUGACUACUACGAUAUGUUGAGAGAGAUUGCGCAUGAGUACUUUAACUGUGAAACUGAGACGUACGUUUCAACUAGGCUUAAACUAAUUACAGCGGAACGAACAAGAAACAAAGAAAACUAUUAUAAAUUGAAGAACAAAUGUUUGAAUCGCCAAACGCCUGCGCGCAGAGGCGUCAUAACUAACCUUUCGAACAUUUGGACCAAUACGACUUUCAGAGAUAUAUGCAAUUGCGUAAGCUCCGCCCCUAUCUAUACACCGUGCCCAAAAAGUGACACUUCAGUCUCAGUACCUGAUAAGCUAUCGCCUAAUCAAUUGCAGAAAGCCGUACGCGAAGAAGAGUGCCAUAAUUUCUUAUUGGCCGAGAAAUACGCUCCUCCCAUUUUUGAAAGGCGUGGCGUCGAGGGAGGAGCCAACGUGACAGGUCUGGCCUGCGCCACCAACUCCAGCCUGAAGUUUGUGGCCAUCGACAGUCUGCGCUUUUUUCAAUUCGCCGAAAGGCUGGGCCUGGAUUUGUCUAAAUCUGAAGACAAAAGCGGGGUGGUUGUGGUUAAUGAGAAGAUGGAAACGCAUCACGUCAUGGCUGCCAACAUAAGUUCGGCGAAUUUACGGUCAUACGUGCACAACUUCACUCAGAAGACGUUGUCUCGGUCUUUGCGGUCGAAAGUGUACAUAAAUGCGUCUGAGCAUGUUUAUCCUUAUUCGAAUUGCUCGAAACGGGAGCAGUUUUGCUUGAUGGAGCUGUCAAGUGAGAAUUUUCUUUCGACUAUUCUUCAGAGGAAUAAGGUGGUUCUAGUGUUCUAUUAUUCUAAACAAUGUUCGUUUUGUAAUGGGAUUGGGUAUAUGUUUUUGACAGUAGCGAAACUGUUGGUAGGAGUGGAUGAUAUUAUUUUUGCCAGGAUUGACGGGGAGUCGAACUUAUUACCAUGGGAGUACACGAUGGAGAGCUACCCCACAAUAUUGUUUUUACCAGCGUACGGGAAAUCCGAAUCGCGGACUUUUCCCAAAAACCUCCCCAUAACGGUGCCAAAUCUCAUCGGCUUUAUCCUUACGAACGUAGAGCCCGUACUUAAACUAAAAACCAUGUGGUCCAUUUGUUGCCAAACUAAGUUCGCAGCUGAGAAAGCUCAGUGUUUGGCGUCGCUGCGUAUGGAGACGUUGUCCAUUAUUGGAAGGACGUUGAGGGAGUGGAGAAUUUCGGCGCAGAAGCAGAAGAUCUUGUACAAGUUGCAGGUGCUUAAGCAUCUGCAUUUGUUGUUUGCUCAUUCUCCAGAAGAUCAUGUACAGAUUAGGACUUAUUUGAAUAAACUAAGAGGUUGAUGUUAAGGGCCAAAGACGUGUCAAGGUGAAUCACCAAGUGCACUUAGAAGAAAUCUACAUUCCGAAUUGAUGUAUUUUGGGAUGUCUACUCUUAAUUAUCUUUUUUGUUUUGCAUGAUGUCUGUGAUAUAAUUUAAUAAAGAAGAUUUACAAGUAGAA
This is a messenger RNA of Zophobas morio, 2605 nucleotides long. Its product is annotated as thioredoxin domain-containing protein 11. NCBI's taxonomy places the organism in Eukaryota, Metazoa, Arthropoda, Insecta, Coleoptera, Tenebrionidae. The transcript is spliced from 10 exons. The coding region runs from base 114 to 2447 and encodes 777 amino acids. The record is from RefSeq and is a predicted model, not a curated record.